AUGCUCAUCAACAUCGCUAAAUGUGUUUUUGGUGCAUCAGAGGUAACAUUUCUAGGCUACCACAUCUCACAACAUGGCACGAAACCUCUGGAAAGUAAAGUUCAGGCUAUAAAGGAGUACCCUGUUCCUAAGACAGCCAAACAGCUUAGGAGGUUCUUGGGCAUGAUAAACUUUUAUAGGAGGUUUAUCCCCCAAGCUGCCAAGAUCCAAGCACCCUUGAAUGCCUUAUUGACUGGCGCUGUUAAAGCAUCGCAUCCUGUCAAUUUAAAUGGAGACUCGUUGAAAGGCUUCGAAAAGUGCAAGGAAAGUUUAUGCAAUGCAGCAUUGUUGGCACAUCCUGACUCAAAGGCAAAACUAGGUCUUGUAACUGACGCUUCUGAUCUUGCAAUAAGUGGAGUCUUGCAACAGCAAAUUGGUGGUAAUUGGCAGCCCCUAGCCUUUCUCUCUCGUAAAUUGAGCCCGUUGCAAAGGAAAUACUCACCGUACGAUAGGGAGGUCCUUGCUGUUUACGAGAGCAUUAAGUACUUUAGACAUUGGCUAGAGGCAACACCAUUCACCAUCUAUACCGACCAUAAGCCGCUGUGCUUUGCAUUUCGCGAACGAAAGGCAAAUUGCAGUCCACGGCACUUUAGGCAUCUAGACUACAUAUCACAGUUCUCAACCGACAUACAACACAUCGCCGGGAAAGAUAAUGUCGUUGCUGACACGCUUUCCCGGGUUGAGCAGGUCGAUGAACUGCUAAGCCCUGUAGAUCUUGUCAUUGCCAAGGCUCAAUACUCCGAUCCUGAAUUUGCAGAUUUGCUAAGGCAGGACACUUCCUUACAAGUUGAAAAAAUAAAGAUACCUGGUAGUCGCAAUGAACUGUACUGCGACGUCAGCACAACGACUCCCAGGCCUUUAGUCCCUAAAGACUUACGCAAGCAAAUUUUCGAUAGCUUGCACUCGCUAAGCCAUCCCGGCGCUAACGCUAGCGCAAAACUUGUGGCAGAACGCUUUGUCUGGCCACUGAUGAGGAAAGACUGUCGCGAAUGGUCUAAGGCGUAUUUGGCUUGCCAGCACACAAAGGUAAAUCGACACGUUUCGACGCCUUUUGGUACGCUCGAUUUACCUACGGCGCGAUUCAACUACGUCCACUUAGAACUUAUCGGACCUUUACCUCCGUCUGGUGAUUAUCGGUAUUGUUUAACAGCUGUCGAUCGCUUCACGCGAUGGACUGAAGCUGUACCACUAAAGGAUAUCACCGCGGAAUCAGUGGCUAAAGCGUUUUUAUCGGGAUGGAUGGCGCGGUUCGGUUGCCUAACCGAUAUUGUCACCGAUCGCGGUAGGCAAUUCGAAUCAGCACUAUUCGCUCAGUUAUCAAGGUUCAUUGGCUUUAAGCAUCGCAGGACUACCAGCUAUCACCCUCAAUGCAAUAGUCUCGUCGAAAGAUUACAUCGGCAAUUAAAAACAGCAAUCAUGUGCCAUGCCGAUAGCAGCUGGACUGAAGCUUUGCCAAUAGUGCUUCUCGGCAUAAGAAGCUCUUUCAAAGAAGAUCUUCAGUCUUCCUCAGCCGAGUUAGUAUACGGCGAGCCAUUGCGACUAUCUGGUGAAUUUUUUGGCCACAAAGUUGAUAAAUGUACGACUGACAUAACGGACUUUUCAGCCCGUAUCAGAUCAUUUGCCAAUAAGUUACAACCAGUGCCAACUUCACACCAUGCGCAAAACAAAAUCUUUAUUUAUAAAGAUCUAACAUCUUGUUCGCAUAUUUUCCUCAGAGAAGAUAGUUUGAGAGCUGCGUUACAACCGGCAUAUACUGGUCCUUACGAGGUCGUUGAGAGAAAUAAAAAAACUUUUAAAAUCAGAGUAAAGGGCAAAGUCGUGACAGUAUUGGUAGACCGACUGAAACCAGCCUACAUACUGUCCCACUCCAAUGACCCCACUCAAACUCCUUCUCCACCACUUAAACCAACUCCACUUCCAAAUACCAGCCCAUCGCCAACAACUGUGUGCAAAACAACUCGUUCUGGGAGCAGAGUAUAUUUCCCAGAUUAUUAUCGCCCGUAG
This is a messenger RNA of Parnassius mnemosyne (clouded apollo), 2043 nucleotides long. NCBI's taxonomy places the organism in Eukaryota, Metazoa, Arthropoda, Insecta, Lepidoptera, Papilionidae. The record is from the annotation of a GenBank genome assembly.